Myripristis murdjan (pinecone soldierfish) is the source of this 666-nucleotide messenger RNA. Its product is annotated as CD209 antigen-like protein C. The record is from RefSeq and is a predicted model, not a curated record. Bases 1 to 651 code for a protein of 216 amino acids. The transcript is spliced from 6 exons. Lineage: Eukaryota; Metazoa; Chordata; Actinopteri; Holocentriformes; Holocentridae.
AUGGUCAUCGGCCUGGUGGCACUUGGUGAGGUUGUUGUAGACAACCUGACUGAAGAGAGGAACCAACUACAGACCAGUCUCAACAACCUGACUGAAGAGAGGAACCAGUUAUGGACCAGUCUCAACAGCAUGACUCAAGAGAGGAACCAGUUACAGACCAGUCUCAACAGCACAACUCAAGAGACGAACCAGUUACAGACCAGUCUCAACAGCAUGACUCAAGAGAAAUGUCAGCUGCAAGUGGAGAUUGAAAGGCUGACACUGAAGAUAACAGAGCUGACCUCACAAAUAUGCCCAGACGGAUGGAUCACGUUCAGCCGCAGCUGUUACUUCAUCUCAUCAGAAAGUAAAAGUUGGGAUGAGAGCAGGCAGGACUGUCUGAAGAGAGGAGCUGACCUGGUGAUCAUCAAAAGCAAAGAAGAAGAGCCAUUUCUGAAGAAAUUUCACACCAGAGUCUGGAUUGGUCUGUCUGAUCGGGAAACAGAAGGGGUGUGGAAGUGGGUGGAUGGAUCAAGUCUGAGCUACACGUUCUGGGCAUCUGGUGAGCCUAACGACCGUGGUGGAGAAGAUUGUGUAGAGUUGUCUCAAGGACGAGAUGGAUUUAAUGAUGAGUCUUGCUCUGAUAAAUUGCCCUGGAUUUGUCAAAAGUAGGAUCUAGUCCAGGGA